Molecule: messenger RNA, 2301 nt
Organism: Lolium rigidum
Lineage: Eukaryota; Viridiplantae; Streptophyta; Magnoliopsida; Poales; Poaceae
Product: cysteine-rich receptor-like protein kinase 10
Exons: 7
Coding region: 37-2031 (664 amino acids)
Biological process (GO): protein phosphorylation
Molecular function (GO): protein serine/threonine kinase activity; ATP binding
Source: RefSeq, a predicted model, not a curated record
UGAAAGCAGAAACCGUGCGUAGCCCGAUUAGCAUGCAUGGUGGGCGUCCUCCUACUGCUGCUCCUCCUCAUGCCGGUGCCGGCAACGGCAACAGCGCAGCUCUGCGGCAACGGCGGCAACUACACGGCCAACAGCACCUACCAGUCCAACCUUGCCGUCCUCGUCGCCGCCCUCCCGAGCAACGUCUCCUCCUCCCAACAACUUUUCGCCACAGCCACAGCCGGCCACUCCCCAGACGCAGUGUACGCGCUCGCGCUCUGCCGUGACUUCGCCAACGCGGCGUGGUGCGCAGACUGCGUCAACGCCUCCUUCCAGCACGCGCAGCAGACGUGCCCGUACCACCGGAGCGCCAUCGUCUACUACGAGUACGACAGCGCCCAACAACCAGGGUGUGUCCUCGGCUACUCCGGCGACGACGCCUUCCUCAGCCCAGCAACCAGUCUCACCGAGAACGGCACGCUCUUCCAGUCGUGGAACGAGCAGAACAUCUCGAGCGACGCCCGGAUCGUCGCCGCCCAUGUCCAUGAGCUGCUGACGGUGACGGCCCAGGACGCGGCCGCCGACAUGACGAGGCGGUUAAGCUCCGUGGUCAUGGAUUCCGUCCCGAUGCUCUACUCCCUCGCGCAGUGCACGCCGGACCUGUCCGCUGACGACUGCCUGGCGUGCCUACAGCGGCUCAUCGCCAUGUUCAACGCCACCACGUCCGUGCGCCUGGGAGGACGGAUCUUCGUGCUACGCUGCAACAUCAGGUUCGAGACGUUUAUGUUCUUCGACCAGCCCAUGCGGCGGAUCAGUCCGUCGUCCAUCUCUCCGGCUCCUCCCACAGGACAUCGAAGGCAACCUUGGGUAAUUGCCAUAUCUGUAGCUGUUCCCGUAUCACUAGUUGCUUUUUGCUUCAUCAUCCUUUACUGUCGUCGCCUCAGAGCAAGGAACAGAAAAGCUGCAAUGAGAUUACGAGUAAAGCAUACUUUCAAGUUGGAAGUACGAGAUCAUGAACAGGUGUGGGAUAUGGACGUCGGAUUUUCCGGAUUUUCCGUCUUCGACUUUCAUCAGAUAUUUGUUGCAACAAGCAACUUUUCUGAAGAAAAUAAACUUGGAGAAGGUGGAUUUGGCCCUGUAUAUAAGGGCCGCUUUCCUCAAGGCAUGGAGAUAGCAGUUAAGCGACUUGCUUCACAUUCAGGACAAGGUUUGGUAGAGUUCAAAAAUGAAGUUCAGCUCAUAGCCAAACUUCAACACAAGAAUUUGGUCAGACUAUUGGGAUGUUGUUCCCAAGAAGAGGAGAAAAUAUUGGUCUAUGAAUACUUGCCAAACAAAAGUUUAGACUUCUUCAUAUUUGAUGAAUAUAGAAGAGCUUUCAUGGGUUGGAACAAGUGUCUUGCAAUAAUUGAAGGAAUAUCAGAAGGACUUCUUUACCUACAUAAGCACUCUCGUUUGCGUGUCAUACAUCGAGAUCUUAAACCAAGCAACAUUCUCUUGGACAAUGAAAUGAAUCCUAAAAUUUCAGAUUUUGGACUGGCAAAAAUAUUCAACUCAAAUAACAGUUAUGAAAACACUACAAGAAGAGUGGUUGGUACAUAUGGUUACAUGGCUCCCGAGUAUGCUUCCGAGGGCCUAUUCUCUGUCAAAUCUGAUGUUUUCAGCCUUGGUGUUUUAAUUCUCGAAAUCCUUAGCGGGAAAAGGAAUUCUAGUAGCAAUCAGUGUGGAGCUUUUAUCAACCUCCUCGGAUAUGCUUGGCAGCUCUGGGAAGAGGGAAGAUGGAUUGAUAUUGUUGAUGCGUCAUUGCUUCCCAUGUGUAACCUCGCAGAAGUCCUGAGGUGCGUUAACAUCGCACUACUAUGUGUACAGGAGAAUGCAGCUGAUCGACCGAACAUGUUGGAUGUUACUUCAAUGCUAAGCAGUGAGACUAUGAUCCUACGUAAGCCUAAGCACCCAGCGUAUUUCAAUCUAAGGGUAGGAAAUGAAGAGGAUUCAUUUGCUACUCAGUCCUGCAGUGUUAAUGAUGUCACCCUAUCUGUCAUAAGUGCCAGAUAAUUUUCAUUUAUGUCAUGUGGUUUUUACUGAACCAACAUGUAGAAUCAAUGAUAUCAUAUAUUCAUAGAUGUUGUACAACACAUAAUUAUAAGAAAAACUAGAAGACCCGUUGCGUCACUGGCGCAAAUGGCUGAAGUAAGACAGUAUUCAUGCCAUAAGAUUUACCUUAGAAACUGUGAGGCUAAUAUGUAGACUGUAAGGAUGGUGCUUCACAUGUAAUGUCGGUAGACUGAACUUAUGUGUAAUAUUAUAUUUUAUUUUGGUUGUAAA